GAAAAAGACAACUCAUUCACAGUCUUGACGCGGACCACGCGCCUACCGUACGAUAUAGUCGGGGCCUCAGCCCUCAGAGCCGCUGAUAAGCAACUCAACGAUCUACGCCCGAUCGUACGCAAACAACGUUGUUCGUCGGAGUGGAUGCUGCGCCGAUCAUCAUCAUCGUCGGUACCAUAAUCACGCUACUGGAAGAAAAAGGAAAGCUAUAGGGCUUCGGAAGAACAGACUCACGGCGCAAAGCAGAUCAAUUGAAUAAUCGUCGGGUUUAUAGUUGUGUGCGUGCAUUGCGCGAAGGUUGGCUGAGAAAGCUCGAGAGCUACAAGAGGCAGCCGCACGUCUUCCAACAGAUACAGUUGCAGUUGAACGUUCGGUCAGUGAAGAAGGUAACCUAGGCGAAGGUUCCCUCAGCCGCGAAGGGCUUAAAGGUUAACAAAAGUUCUGAGUGAGUGAAAGUGUGUGCGGGUUUUUUAACUUAUUCGUGAUUUAAAAGUUGGUUCACCGAAACGAUGGCUAAAGUUCCGUGCGCGAUGGUGAUGGUGUUGUCCGUUGCCGUGCUAACCUGUCUGGCCGGUAUGGUGCAGGGUCAUACGUACAAAACCGGUGACUGUCCGACGGUUGAACCGAUGAGCGGUUUCAGUAUGAAGCAGUUUCUCGGCAUCUGGUACGUGAUACAGAAGACUGGCACCGCCUCUACCUGCGUGAUCUACAACAUCACCAAGAACGCGGACACACCGGACGAGUACUUUAUCGAGCAGAUCUCCCAAAAGGCACCACUGUCGAUCGCACCCAUCAAGCACGAGUACUCGUACACCGGCAAGCUUACCGUCACCGACCGGGACGUGCCGGCCCGGAUGACCGUACGGUUUCCGCUCAGCGUAGCCGGUUCCGCAAAGUUUGUCGUUUUCAUGACCGACUACGAAACGUACGCUGGGGUGUUCUCCUGCCAGAAGAUACCGUUCGGCCAUCGGCAGAGUGCGACCCUGCUGUCCCGAACGCGCGAUUUGGAUAAAAUCUACGUCGACAAGAUCCGCUCCCGGUUGGGCUCGUACUCGGUCGAUCCGUUCGAUCUGAGCAUCGUCAACCAGACCGGCUGUCCGAAGGAGGGUGAAGCCGGCUGGAACAUUCACAUCGAUCCGGACACCUUCUCGACGCGCAACAUUGCGAACGCGUUCCGGAAGGCGGGCGAAGCGAUCGGCGACGGUUUCGAGGCUGCGGUGAACGCCGGCAAAAAGAUCUACAAUAAGUACCGUGACGGAGAGAGUGACGAGGUGGAAGCCGAUGUGGCGGAAACUACCAACCGUUCCGAACGACUGAUUAAUGCCGCCGAAUGGUUGCCCUAGAUGGAUGGCAUCACUUUUUUUUCCUGCUUGCGCUAAUUAGUUUAAAUGGUGUUUCAAUAAAACAAAAACUCAAACUCCCCAGUGGGGGUUCUUUUGUAUCCCGUGAAAAAUUAUCA
Molecule: messenger RNA, 1459 nt
Organism: Anopheles stephensi (Asian malaria mosquito)
Lineage: Eukaryota; Metazoa; Arthropoda; Insecta; Diptera; Culicidae
Product: apolipoprotein D-like
Exons: 5
Coding region: 510-1343 (277 amino acids)
Biological process (GO): brain development; tissue regeneration; lipid transport
Molecular function (GO): lipid binding
Source: RefSeq, a predicted model, not a curated record